AGUACACUAGUGUAGAGUUGUUUUCGAAGAGGAAGGUGGAAGAUUGUGUGUAGUCAGGAGGGGAAAGCGAGUGUAUUCAAUAGCAUAACAGCAGGAGGAAAUACAAAAUUCACCAUGGCUUCGGGGGACACCCUGUACAUUGAAGCGGACGGGUCAGAUAUGCCGGCAGAAAUAGUGGAACUGCAUGAAAUCGAAAUAGAGACAAUCGAGACCACAGUUGUUGGAGACGACGAAGAGCACCAGCCUAUGAUCGCCUUACAGCCGCUUGACACGGACGAUCCACACUCAAUUCACUCGCACCAAGAGGUGAUUCUGGUGCAAACAAGAGAGGAGGUGGUGGGCGAUGAGGACUCUGAAAUGCAUGACGAUGAUGGUUAUGAGGACCAAAUCCUCAUCCCAGUGCCCGACGCUGAUGAGGACUAUAUCGAACAGACUCUGGUUACUGUCGCCGGGAGAAGCUCCUCCACAGGCCGGAUGAAAAGGGCUGGAAGUGGAAAGAAAGCGGGCAAAAAGAGCUACCUAAGCGGGGGAGAAAUGGGCAGGAAAUGGGAACAGAAGCAAGUGCAGAUAAAGACUUUGGAGGGGGAGUUUUCAGUGACUAUGUGGGCAUCGGAUGACAAGAAGGACAUAGAUCAUGAGGAGCAAAUCGCGGGGGAAAACUCUCCACCAGAUUAUUCUGAAUACAUGACAGGGAAGAAGCUACCCCCUGGAGGCAUCCCAGGCAUCGACCUCUCAGACCCCAAACAGCUGGCAGAGUUUGCAAGAAUGAAGCCGAGGAAAGUAAAAGAAGACGAUGCACCCAGGACGAUAGCCUGUCCACACAAAGGAUGUACCAAGAUGUUUAGGGACAACUCGGCGAUGAGAAAGCACUUGCAUACCCACGGGCCCCGCGUGCAUGUCUGCGCAGAGUGUGGCAAAGCCUUCGUGGAGAGUUCAAAACUGAAAAGACAUCAACUCGUUCACACAGGAGAAAAACCUUUCCAGUGCACAUUCGAGGGCUGUGGCAAGCGGUUCUCUCUGGACUUUAACUUACGCACACAUGUGCGUAUUCACACUGGAGACCGCCCGUAUGUGUGCCCCUUUGAUGGCUGCAACAAAAAAUUUGCUCAAUCAACCAACCUGAAGUCUCACAUCCUCACACACGCCAAAGCCAAAAACAACCAGUGAACGGACAGCGGCGCGAGCGAACACUGGAGGACUCGAUUCUUCGCUCUUUGGCAAACUAAAGUCCCGUGGCCUGCUUUGUCGUCAGAGAUAGAAGUCCCCUUUGUAUCUCUAGAUGAAAGGUUUAAGAAAUGACCUUUUUCUCAGACUUUUUGAUGAACUUAUGGAGGUUUGAUCAAGGAACUUGUGAGAACCCCCCACCCCCCCUCAGGCCUCACCCUACUUUGAUGCUACCUGGAUGGAACAAUUUACGCUUUCUUCUUGUGAAGAUGUUAAUUCAUGGAUCUGCACCUGAAAACGUAUUUAUACCUUAACACAACCAGUUAAAAAAGUUUUUGCAAUAUAUUUGUCAAAUUUGCAUCAAUCCUUAGCAAUGACACAUUUUCAAUUUUGUACUUUCCCCAAGUGUGCAUAUUGUACACUGUGACAUAAGAUCUGUGGUAAUGUAUGUAUUAAGAUUGUCCCAUAGCUCUUCUUGGGUUUCACAGUUUGUUUUAUCUCCCGUUCAUGUGAGUGUGUUUCAAGGGAGGAUUGAGUGAUCUCUGCAUAUUUUCAUUUUGUACACAAUAUCAGAAUCAUGUAGAUAAUAGCCAUGUGAUUUUCAGUAGAUCACAGAUUAAAAUGUUUUUCCCCC
Messenger RNA from Trematomus bernacchii (emerald rockcod), 1798 nucleotides. RefSeq names its product YY1 transcription factor a (gene yy1a). Lineage: Eukaryota; Metazoa; Chordata; Actinopteri; Perciformes; Nototheniidae. Gene Ontology annotation, biological process: regulation of transcription by RNA polymerase II. The coding region runs from base 115 to 1167 and encodes 350 amino acids. Gene Ontology annotation, cellular component: PcG protein complex; transcription regulator complex. The record is from RefSeq and is a predicted model, not a curated record. Gene Ontology annotation, molecular function: DNA-binding transcription factor activity, RNA polymerase II-specific; RNA polymerase II cis-regulatory region sequence-specific DNA binding. The transcript has 5 exons.